Molecule: messenger RNA, 2220 nt
Organism: Saccostrea cuccullata (small rock oyster)
Lineage: Eukaryota; Metazoa; Mollusca; Bivalvia; Ostreida; Ostreidae
Exons: 3
Coding region: 1-2220 (739 amino acids)
Source: RefSeq, a predicted model, not a curated record
AUGGAAGAGCACACAAGGAUGGUGAAGGCAUUUAGUAUGAAGAAACAGGGAAGCAGAUGUGCUGGAAAAGCAAGGAAGAAAACUUGGAAGACCAAGGAAGGCUUGAAGUUUGUAAACUUUGAAAAGGCUGGUGAACAUAGUCGUGAGGGAGUGGAAAGAGGUGGACUUGAGACGCAUGUACUACAUAUAUCAGAGUCUUUGUUUGAGGGACUAUGUCGUGAAGUGGGAACUUCCGAACAGGUGAACAUGAGGAGAGGUGUGGUAGACAUAAAAGGGACAAUGACAAAUUGCAUAAGAAGACGAAACGAGAAUAGAAUGAUGUGCAGUGGAAGUCGCAGAGAAGGGUUUCGACUUAAGGGGUCAGAUUUAGACGGCAUGUACUGGUUACCUGACGAGAAAGUGAUCUGGGAUUUAUUUCAGUUUUACAGUUUGAGCAAGUAUUCAGAGGUUUUUGUCUCAGAUUCCUCAGAUAGUCCCCCAGGAUACACUUUACUUUGGCUACUGACACCCAUGGCAGACACAGACGUUAUAGGAUCUCUUUUUACAAUGAAUGACAGAUUUUAUAUAUCUAGUUAUCUGUACCGAAAGUUAAAGUGCUCAGCAAUAAUGCCUAAUUCUAUUGUACAUGGACCGUGUGGUAGUGGAAAUGUGAGUGGCGUUAUGGAAUACGACACAGCUGCAUGCUUCGCCUGUGAUUUUUGGCCUCCGUCUGCCUCCUCAUGGAUUGACAGAUGCCAUUCGUGGCCAAGUCUUCAUAUUGUUCAUGAUGCAGUCAAAAAUGGGUGUCACCUUGUUCCAUUAAGACACAAACUAGGAAAACAUGAAAAUGAUGAAUGGAGAAUAUCUUUCUCUUCAGCAGAACAAAAACUCGUUUAUGCAAUGAACCACUACCAAUUUCUAGUUUACGGGUUAUUAAAACUGUUCUUGAAAGAAGUGAUAAACAGAGAACAAGAUGAUGAUAGCAAAUUACUGUGUUCUUAUCACAUGAAAACUGCUAUUUUCUGGGUGCUUCAGCAAGGCAUUGUACCUUACUGGAAUCCACAAAAUCUCCUCGAGUGUUUCUGGGUCAGUUUUAAACUCAUUCUUAAAUGGGUGUAUGAGGGAGUGUGUCCUAACUUCUUCAUUCCACAAAACAAUAUGUUUUUGGCAAAUAUACAUGGUGCAUCUCAAAGAAAGCUUUUCCUUCAAUUGUAUACAUUAUAUAAAAAGGGCUUUUCGUGCCUACUACACAGUCAUUCCAUAAGACCAUAUAUUGAAAAUGUCCUUUACAAUCCCAUGCUGUCUAUUUGUACAGAUGAUAAUGGUUUAAUGUCUGAGGCCAAUUUUGAUGUAACGCUUUUUCAUGAAAUGUAUCAGUAUAAAACACCAGGUACACCAGAUUUUUACCGCUGUAUGAAGGCUCUAUAUGUGAUAGAACAUCUAGUUAAUUUACCUCUGACAAAGUACCAAGUCCCCAUGUUACAGAAUUUUACAGCCUCCAUCCUGAAAGACACUGCCUUCAUACUACACAACAUGUACUCUACGUACAUUUACAGUCUGAACACUGUUAGACGUAUGAAAGUAAAUAAAGUCAUGUAUCUUGGAGACAAAAUGUCCCGUCAUAUGCUAAAUCUAGCAAUCAAAUUUGGUUGGAUAUCUGACAUGCUGUACAUUGCUGUAUACUAUUACAAGACGUUAAGGUACAAAGAGGCUUUAACUAUCAUAGAGAUGGCAAAGAUAAAGUUAGCUCAGCCACAUCUGUUAUACAAAGCACAUGUGAAUACAGAAAAAUAUAUUGAAGCUGUAGGGGGGAAAUCUUUCUCUUCGAAAAUGAGGAAGGCGGUAGUAUGGGAUAUCUUGUUUGAUAAUAGAAUUCAUUACAUCGAUGAAUUACAGAUUGAACAAGAAUCAUGUUCCGAAAAUAAGGUUAUACACGCAUUACGUAUCCCGCCUUAUGUAGUCUUACACAUGCUAGAAUUCUUCUGCUGUAUACACGUUAACCACGAAAGCAUGGAAAGGACGCAAGAAGCUGUAGACAACCUCGAAGUGUUACUCCACAAUGACCUAGAUGCGUAUGUACCCGAAAUACACAGGGAUAUUUCAUGGCAGAUUUUGGGCAUCUGUCAACAGAUUGCUGGGAACCGCCAAGCUGCUCUCUUCUCCUUUCAACAAUCGCUCAGACAAUUUCCACUUCACCAAAUACAAACGGCUGCGAUGGCGAGAAUACAAAAUCUUUGUUGA